AUGACGGAUAUGACCGAUCAGCAAACUGAAGCUCUGAGACGUGCAUUCGAAAAAGUUGCCGGUGAGAACGGAGAAAUAGAUUGUGAAGAAUUGCGGGACAUUUUGAAUGUGGCAUUCACUCGAGGUAAGUCUUUUCGCCAAUUUUUGAAGGUGUUGUCACCAUGUACGUGA
Messenger RNA from Echinostoma caproni, 171 nucleotides. NCBI's taxonomy places the organism in Eukaryota, Metazoa, Platyhelminthes, Trematoda, Plagiorchiida, Echinostomatidae. The record is from the annotation of a GenBank genome assembly.